Molecule: messenger RNA, 3543 nt
Organism: Scylla paramamosain (green mud crab)
Lineage: Eukaryota; Metazoa; Arthropoda; Malacostraca; Decapoda; Portunidae
Product: coiled-coil domain-containing protein 186-like
Exons: 18
Coding region: 575-3433 (952 amino acids)
Biological process (GO): vesicle cytoskeletal trafficking
Cellular component (GO): trans-Golgi network
Molecular function (GO): small GTPase binding
Source: RefSeq, a predicted model, not a curated record
UGGCGCAGUGCUGGUAAUAGUGACAGCUGGUGACGUGUGGUGGUGGUGGUGCAGCGGUGCAGGUCACCCGUGCAAGCAGCACACGGGGAAUAGCUGUGCACAGUAAGCGAGGGAAUAAACGAGAGGGAGGAAAGCAACAAUAAGACAUAAGAACCGACACAGAGCAAGGGAAGCCACUAAGACGAGGAAGUUGCUGUGUAUGUGAUUCUUCAUACCACACUGACGUGCCCCUUUCAUGGUGCAUCGGUAUACAGAGCCACUGCAAGUCCUGUUCUUGUACUUAAGAGAGAGACAGAUGCAUGUCUCUGUUCUGCGAGUUUCUGUUUUCAGAAUGAUGGAUCUCAUCACAUAAGGAUAAAGCUACAACAAAAUGGAGGAAUCGUCAGAAAAUGAGGAAACUAAUGGCUGGUGUGGGAAGCAUUACCUCAAAAACUUGAGUAGUAUUCACAGACUUACAAGUUUAAGUUACAAAAGUGUUCUUAUUCAUCAGUGUUGGUCAAAUGAGCCAGCUGAUGCCAUGGUGAUGAAUGAACAGUUUCAUUCUCAAAGUUCUUUUUGUUAAUUCUUUCACCAGAUGGAUAUAAACCAAUCUUCCUGCUCCUCGGAGCAGCUUACUUCUCAGCAGCUUCAACUAGAAGAGUCUCUAGGUUCCUCUUCAAUCAUUUCAAGAAAAAUAAUUGCAAAUUCAGAUUGUCCAAUCAAUGAAACUAGACAUUCCAUAGAAAUAAGUGACAGUAGUGCCCAAAAAACUUCAUUUAGAGGCAGCUCAGAUGUGAUUGAUGAAAACAAUUCUUCCAUGCAUAACAAAGAUGAAGUGGUACUGAACAGUGAAGAUAAUUAUGGGGAUGAAUGUUCCUUAAGUUAUGGAAAUGAAUCCCUCAAUCCACUUGGAACUACUAUACUUCAGGAUGAUAGUGUUAUAGAAUUUUCCUUACAUACAGAAAAAGGUCAGGACACAAACCAUGACAUGGAAUUGGUCUUGGCACACACUGUAGACAGUGAUCUAGAAAACAUUCCAUCUCAGCCUGUAAAAAUGCCUGAGCCACCAGAACACAAAGGGGAGAAUGAGGAUGAAACACAACAGGUUCCUGUAAAGUUAGAAGAGGAAGAAACUCAAGAAACAUUAAUGAAGAUCAAAGCUAAGGAACAAUCAAACUCAAACCAGUUUCAAAAUGAAAUCAGCACACUUCUCUCAGCUACAUCUGCAUUAUGCAGCCCUAGUUCAGAUGUAGAGGUGGGCAGGGUAGACUUUUCAUCCACACCAAAAGAAAAUCUGAUGAGGAUGGUGUCUGACCUACUGAAUGAGUGUGACUGGCUCAAAAAGGAAAAAGCAAGAUUGGAGAAUGAGGUUGAUUGUCUUGAGGCUGACCAUUCUUCACUGGCAUACAUGGUACAGAUUGAAGCCCUGGAAAAAUCUCUGGCACAAGCUCAGGCUGAUGCUUGCAGCUGGGAACAUAAACUUCAACAGGCCGAACAAAACUACAUGGCAGAGAAUGUGAAGAUCCGCACUGACCUAACCACCCGGCUGGAACGGAUUACUAAGCAAUAUGAAGCUGCCAACAAAGACAAGGAGGCAAUGGUGAUAAAAUAUGCCACAUCUGAACGCGAGGUCAUUAUAGCCAGGAAACAAAAGGAAGCAUUGGAAAAGAAGAUGAAGGAUAUGGAAAAAGAAAGAGAAAACUUACUUAGCAAAAACAAGAUGCUAAUAUCAGAACGCGCUCGCAUUUGCCAAACAUUAGAUACAAAGGUGCAGAAAAACAACUCAUAUCAGAGGGAAGUAGACAGACUGAAGGAUGAAAUCAAUGGUAAAGACAUCAAAAUCAAAUGGGCACAAGCCAAGCUGAAGUCUGAAAUGGAAGCUCAUCAGGAAUGUCAAGGAAAGUUAGACCGUGCCUUAACCAAGAUCACAAAACAUGAAGAGGAGCUGAGGGCCAUCAAGGAGGAGGCUGAGAAUACUGUGCAAGCAGCUAAGGAAGAUGAAAAUUCUCGAGCAAAUGUCCUUGACAUGCAACUAAAGGAAGAAAAGGCACGACUUAUCAUGGAGCGUCAGGUAAAUGAAGAUCGAGGCUCAGCUUUCACCAAAAUUACAACAGAACUGGAGGAACUUAAACAUAAGCAUCAGGCACUAGAGGAGGAAGCUUCAUCUCUCAGAACCAGGCUUGCAUCACGUGAGAUGGAGCAAGAUGAAAUGGAAAAGUUAUUUUCCUGCCUCAGAGCAGAAGCAACAACUGCACGGCAGGAAGCCUCAGAUCUCAGUCACCAGUUAUCAAACUCAGCACAUCUUCAACAGCAGCUGACAAGAGAAAAAGAACAACUAGAACAUGCCAGUGAGGAGGUUGACCGGCUACAGUCCACAAACAAUGAGCUGGAAAAUGAACUUCUUGCUUGCCGGCAAAAGGAAGCUGAGUUAUUGGCCUUCACGCAGAAACUGUCAGAUAAAAAUGUUCAGAUCCAAAGUCAGUAUUCUGCUCUUCAAUCAAAGACACAGUUGACAGAAAUUGAACAUGAAGAGUUAAAAGCAGAAGUGGAAGAACUUAAGUUACAAAAAGGCAAACUGAAAGCAGAGUUGACAAGAGAAAACCAGAAACACAAUAUUAAGCUGGAAAACCUGAAUCAGCAGCUGACAGAAAAGACUGAGGAGGCCAAAAAGCUAGCAACCAAAGCUUCAGAUUUGGAGAAUGAGGUCCAGGUUCUUAACAGAAAACACAAUAAUGCCCUCAAAGACAUAACAAGAGAAAUGCAGAAACUCAGAAGGCGUCUAGAUCUUCAAGAGAAUGGCAGUAGUGGUGGCAAUGAGAGUGCCUCUGGAGGAGUGUCCAGUGGAAGGUCCUCACAAUCUGUCACUCCACAUGACAAUCUUUCCCAAGGAUCCAGAGCAUCCUCCAACACCUCCCUUAACACACUGGAAUACCACAAUGAUACCAGUUCUCAGACCCAGGACCACCUGCCACCCUUGAAUGAUCCAAUGGUCACACAGCAGCUGCUUGUGGACCGCAUCAUCAAACUUCAGAAAUCAGCAGCUAAACGAGCUGAGAAAAUGGAAUUCCUGGAGGAACACAAUGCCCAGCUGGUUGGGGAGCUCAAGAAAAAAUCUCGCAUCAUUCAUCACUACAUCAUGAGGGAGGAGGCUGGUGCUCUAGCAAACUCAGCAUCAGACACCUCAAAGUCUUCCAAUGCUGCUACUAGGAUACCACCAGGUUCAAAGAAACAGGCUGAGUUAAUGCGGCAUGGUGGUAUCAUGGCAUCAGUGUAUGGAUCAGCACCUCGGGACGGUACCAUGACUCUUGAGCUCUCCCUGGAGAUUAACAGGAAGUUGCAGGCGGUCUUGGAAGACACUCUGUUAAAGAAUAUUACUUUAAAGGAAAACCUGAACACUUUAGGAGAUGAAAUAGCCAAGAUAUCCCAACAGAAACAAAUUGGCACCAAGAAAUGAUAAAUGUAACAAUGGAAGGAUGGCACCAUGUUCUGCCCACACCAUGUAAUAUAGAUAUAUAUGUUAUGUACAAAAAUUCUUUUACUGCCACUUUAAAUGACAGAAGCCUA